Messenger RNA from Phalacrocorax carbo (great cormorant), 3436 nucleotides. Lineage: Eukaryota; Metazoa; Chordata; Aves; Suliformes; Phalacrocoracidae. The record is from RefSeq and is a predicted model, not a curated record.
CUUGAAGGCAACAGUCACUGUGUACGUUGUGCAAAGUGGUGUGACUGACAGUUUCCUCGCUCUCUUUGUGUCCUUCUCUCCCCCUCCCUGGUGGUGUGAUUGAAGCAACGCCCCGUGAAGCAGUCCCUGAGCGCCUGCAUGUGCCGAGAGUCCCACUGGAAAUGCCUCCUGCUCUCCAUCCUCAUGUACGGCUGCCUGGGUGCCGUGGCCUGGUGUCAGCUGGCCCGGGUCACGAAGCUCAGCUUUGAUAGCUCCUUCAAGGGCAAGUCCAUGAUCUACCAUGACAGCCCGUGCUCAGACGGCUACGUCUAUAUCCCACUGGCCUUCCUCUCUAUGCUGUACGUGGUGUACCUGGUGGAGUGCUGGCACUGCCACGUCAAGAGAGAGCUGCAGUACAAGGCGGAUGUGGACAGUGUCUAUGAAUGUAUCAACCGCAUGCAGCAAGCCACGCCGUGCAUCUGGUGGAAGGCCAUCAGCUACCACUUUGUGCGGCGAACCCGGCAGGUGACCCGCUACCGCAACGGUGAUGCCUACACCACCACGCAAGUCUACCAUGAGAGGGUCAACACCCAUGUGGCUGAAGCUGAGUUUGACUACUCUCACUGCGGGUACAAGGACAUCUCCAAGGAGCUCCUGGGCCUGGAGAGCUACACAGCCACCAAGCUGAGGUUCACCAAGUGCUUCAGCUUUGCCAACAUCGAGUCUGAGAACUCUUACCUGACUCAGAGGGCUCACUUCUUCACGGAGAUCGAGGGGCUGGAUGACUACAUGGAAGUGAGGGAAGGCAUGCAGCUCAAAAAUGUGGACUUUAAAGAGCUCAUGAUGGCCUAUGGGGACCCCGAUCAUCUGCCAUGGUACGUGUCCCACUAUGCUUUCUGGGUGGCAGCCAUCCUGAUGAUCUCAUGGCCGCUCAGGGUACUCAUAGAGUAUCGGACUGCUUAUGUCCACUACCAUGUGGAGAAGCUGCUGGGUCUGGAGUACACAGUGCCCACGGCAGCGGAGGAGCCCUUGUACCGGUACUGCAUGCCCCGAGAUGCCACGCAGGACAGCACCGAGCUGGAGUGGCACAUCUGCACCAACCGGCAGCUGAUCCCCAGCUAUUCAGAGGCCAUGCUCAUGGACCUGGCCAACUCCCCAGCCUACAACAGCUAUGCGGCGUGCCGGUACGGCGAAACGGCCCAUGGCUGCGAGCGCUGCAACCGUGCCUCCAGCACCUCCUCCAUCUUCUCACGCCACGCUUUCCACAGCUGCAGUGGCAACUCCCGCCUCUCCCUCAACACCAGCCGCUUCUCCCUCUGCCGCGUCCACGGCUCCCACAGGACAGGCCUCUGGAGGAGCCGCAGCAGCAGCAUCGCGGACCGGGGCUGCCAGGACGAGCAGUGCUGCUCCUACUCCAGCCAGCUAGCUGUCAACGAAAACCCCCCAACCUACCACGACGCCCGCUUCUUCCCUGUCCUGAUUGUGCACAGGCCAGAGGGGCGUGAUGGGCGUCAUUUCUAUGUCAGGCGCUCCUCCUGUCUAGAAACCUCUCUGUGACAGGCCUCCAUGGUCUGUUGGCUCCUCUGCCCCAGGACAGGGCUUGCAGAGGUGCUGCUGGCAGGGACCCUGCAAGCAUCUGUUCUCCACAGCGGGUCAGCAGGACAAGCUUCAGCUCUUCUCCCUGCCAUUGCAGGAGGACGCAGUCACUCCGACCGAUGGCUAACCUCAUUUCCAAGAGCUUCCCCCCCUCCUUUGGCUGGUCUCCCUAGUCUUUCGCUCUCCUCUUCCUUUCGCUCUUUCGCUCCUCAUCCUUUCUCUGCUCCUCGGCUCCCUGCCUGUUCUCCCAUCCCACCUUCAGUCUUUUUUUUUUUACGUUUCAUUCACAGCAUUUGACCACUGUUUCUGCUGGAGGAUUUAUAAAGCCUGUGCUCUGCAGCAUAUAUUUGCCCUCUUGGCUGCCCUGCAAGGUAAGAAACUCAGAGGGAGCAAGGCAAAAGGCACGCAGCCAGCCAGAGUCGAGGCAGAAAGAGAAUUCAGAUCUGCAGGCGCUGAGUCACCUCCUGCAAGCUCCAAAUGCGGUGAUUUUUAAAAUUAGUUUAUUUUCACCAGCCUUUUUUCCUCUUCUUGUGUCGUUUAUUCUUCUCUUUCUUCAUGUUCUCCUCUCGCUUUACCUUCACCUUCCUUUUUUUUUUUUAGUUUUCUCACUUCCGCUUUCCAAACUUUCUGGGGUUUUGCCAGUGAGGUUGUCUUUAGGAUGUAAUUGCAUUCCAUUGGGCAAAAAUAAGGUAUUCAUGGCACAAAUGUUACUGACUGCUGACACAGCCACAGGCUGUGCCCCUGAGAAGUGCUGAGGACUUUCUUCCCAGAGCAGUGACGUACACCAAUAAAGCAAAAAGCCCUUUGCUCACCUUGCCCUGCCUGGUCUGCAGCAGAGACACUGCUGCGUUUCCAGCUGUAGUUAACCUUGUCCGGCUCCACCCCUGUUACUGAUUGUUGAGAACUGUAAUGUAGAUCAGUGUCCUGUUGGUGCCACUAUUUUUAGGACUGUGGGUCUGGUUUGUGGUUGUUUCAUUCCUACCACUUGCUCAGAGCUGCACGGGCUGGGCACAGGGAGAGGGGCUGGAGAGGAAAAGGCAAAUGUGGUAUUAACCCUCCCACUGACAGGCUGGAGUUGUUAGGAAGCUCUUCCACCCACAGCAUCUAUUAGAGCAGUUGCAGAACAACUCUACGUUAUCCUUCAGCUUUCCACGUGCCCUGGGGAGGGCUUCUGGCCCGUAGCCCGCUGCCACCUUCCCACCUUCCCAGGCGGGAUGCAGUGCCACCCCAGCCCCGGGCAGGGAGCGCAGCUGGCAGCCACCCGCCCCGGCUGCUCCUGCCGGGCCCCUGCAAGGCUCCCCUCUGAGCGGGCCCAGCUCCUUCCAGAAACGAUCGGAUUAGUCCCAGCAAUGCCAAGGCCAGAGAGUGUCCGGUCCUGGUGGAGCAGAGUGCUGCGCUCUGGGCUGUGGGCUGCCCUCCUGGCCCGGCCGGAGACGCCCCACCAGCCAGGGACGGGCCCGAGAAGCUUAUGGCCACACUGAGGACCCGCCAGGGACCUGGCGCCUGCCCAACCUCUAUCCCACAAGGGAUGGUCAUGCGCUGAGCAAGCUCCGUUCCAUUUCGUUGUGUGGAUGGCGGAGAUCAUUAGCCACCGUGACUGACAGGAGAGUGCGAUACGAUCGCAAUACAGUCACUUUCAAAAGCAAAGCGUCACUCCCUACGGCAAGUAGGUAAGAAAGCGAGCCCCUGGAGGAGCUGGCAACAAAUGCUUCCUCCCAAGUCCAUUCUGUGUCUAUCUACAUGUAAUACAAGAUUCGUAAAGUCAUAUUAGUAUGUGCAGAUUACAUAUGACUCUGCAUACUUAUAUGGUGAUUUCCUAUGGCAUUGACUGUUGCACCAUGUUAAAUACAUUUUGUUUCAG